AUGGAUGUAUUCAAAGUAGAUUUGGAACAGUCGCAAAUCCAUUCGAGUCUCGUUGAAAGCAACAACAACACGAAUACAAGUAGUCAAUCCCAUAAUCUAUAUACGCCCGGCUCAGCCGGUGACGCAGACAUCGUCGAAUUGCAUCACACCACCCACCAACAUCAACACCAACACCAACACCAACUCCAACAACAGCACCAUAUCGACCAACAGAAUCAUCAGUCGUUUAGUGACAUUAAUGGUAACGACGAUUGCGACGACGAAGACGAUCCACUGCCCGAAGUGAGCUUUGACGCCAAUUCUGAUUUCAAUUUGCACUUCUUCGACACGCCUGACGAUUCAUCGACGCAGGGUGCAUUCAGCGACGCUGGUUCGCUUGAAUCCGAUGCUUAUGCCACUAGCUCCCCACCAACUCCGCCGUUACAAUCACACUCCACCACCAAAGUAGAAGAAAUAGCUGCAGACAUCGCAGCUGUGGCAGUAGCGUCAAAAGCGCAAUUAAUCGUUGGAAAUAGUACAAUAACUUCUCAUCCCAUCGCAAAUGCUAAAGUUAACGAUUCACUAAAACUAUUGGCAGACGAUUGUACGUCCUUUUAUCAGCAUCAUUCAUCGUCUAAAGUGCUCAACGGUAGCAACACAUCACUCGCUGUCUCCACUAAUUGCGGCGCUUAUAUUGGCUCAGCUAGCGCAACACAAUCAAUCACAAACGGUGGCAUAUCUUGCAAUAGUGCCACCAGCAAUUGCCCUUCGUCCACUUCCUCAACACCCGCCUCAUCAGUCUCAUCUGCUGCUUCCACAUCUCCGAUAGCAACGAGCAACGGUAGCAGCAGUGUAGCAGCUACAGUCGCACACAUUAUCGCGCUCGGCAAUGGUGGAGGUACACUGUACGCCAACAGCAGUCUCCAUUCAUUCUGUCAAUCGCAUUCGUCGUCCUCAUCCGGCUGCUCUUCAAAUUCUUCGGCCGGCAGCAGCUGCAGCCACAACGGCAACACCACAACUGGACAACACAUUGGACGUAGUAACGGAUCCACAGUAUCAACGUUGGUUGCUGAGCAUUGUCUUGGGGACCGCCAUCAUUCAGCAGCAGCAGCAGCAACAGCAACAGCAACAGCGUCAGUCUCAGCAAACGCGUGCGCCGCAGCCACCAACGCUACAUUGGCUAAUGUAAAAUUAUCGCACGAUCAGCAAUUUGCCAUAGCGGACUCCAAUUCCAACAGCGUUACGAAAUCAUUUGUGCCGUGCAAAGUUUGUGGCGACAAGGCGUCCGGCUACCAUUAUGGUGUAACCUCAUGCGAGGGUUGUAAGGGUUUCUUUCGCCGCAGCAUACAAAAACAAAUCGAAUAUCGUUGCCUGCGUGAUGGUAAAUGUCUGGUGAUACGUUUGAAUCGAAAUCGUUGCCAGUAUUGUCGCUUCAAGAAAUGCCUGUCGGCGGGCAUGAGUCGAGACUCUGUUCGUUAUGGUCGCGUACCGAAGCGUUCACGUGAGCUAAAUGGCACACCUUCGUCUACGGAUGAUCCGAAUGUCAUUGUGCGUGUGAGUACACCGAAUACACCGCAAACGCCACAAAUGUGUUCAGUCGCCUCGUCACCCUCGGAAUUGGGCUGUACGGGCCAAAGUAGUGUCGCUAACACAGCCAACACACCCGGACCGGGUGGCGUUGGUGGUAUGGGUGUGGGUGUUAAUAUGAGUGUCAGUGUUGGUGCCGGCGGUGCUGGCAGUAUGAUGGGACAAUGCGGCAAUGUUAACGUUAAUGUCAGCGGUAUGAAUGUAGUUGGUGGCGGUGGAAAUAUGAGCAUUACGAAUGCUGAUAAUAGCGGUUGUGGUGUUGUCGAUAUGCAAGGAACAACCGCUGAACUGACCGUUUAUGAUGUGAUUAUGUGCGUCUCACAGGCGCAUCGUAUGCACUGCUCAUAUACGGAGGAGCAGACACGCGAACUGAUGCGGCGACCAGUGGCGGUGCCGCAAAAUGGAAUUGCCACUUCAGUAUCGGAAACAAUGGAAUUUCAGAAGAUUUGGCUGUGGCAACAGUAUGCGGCGCGCGUUACACCCGGCGUUCAACGCAUCGUCGAAUUCGCGAAACGUGUGCCCGGCUUCUGUGAUUUCACACAAGACGACCAGCUGAUACUCAUCAAAUUGGGCUUCUUCGAGGUGUGGCUCAGCCAUGUGGCACGCAUGAUAAAUGACGCAACAUUGACAUUCGAUGAUGGCACUUAUCUGACACGACAACAACUCGAAAUUCUCUAUGAUAAUGACUUCGUCAUCUCGCUGGUGAAUUUCGCCAACACUCUCAACAGUUACGGCCUAAGCGAUACCGAAAUUGGCCUCUUCUCUGCCAUGGUAUUGCUCGCCUCCGAUCGCUCCGGCCUCGCUGAACCGAAAGUGAUUUCAAGAUCGCGCGAACGCGUAGCCGAAGCGUUACGUGUCCAAUUGGUGCGUUCACGUGCCGGUUCCACACAAGCGCUACAACUCAUGCCGGCACUGGAGGCUAAAAUACCCGAAUUGCGUUCGUUGGGCGCCAAACAUUUUUCACAUUUAGACUGGCUGCGAAUGAAUUGGACUAAACUGCGAUUGCCACCACUGUUUGCGGAAAUUUUCGACAUACCCAAAACAGAAGAUGAUCUGUGAAGGAAUCAACAACGGCGAUGCGAUGCAGCGUAAGCGCGAAACAUUACUCAAAGAGUGGAAAAUGCAUUGGAAGGGGAAAGAAGUGCCGCAAAAGACGAUAGAGUGUGGAAACUGGGAAAUGAGUUAAGUUAAGCGACGUAGGGUAGAGGAGAAGAGGGAGGGGAACUUUCGUGUGGCAACUGUGCAAAAUGUGAAAGUCUUAAACAGGCAACCAGUGAGCAAGCAAAGAUUUUUUGAAUCUACAUUAUAAAAAAAAACCUAAACAAAAUAUACCGUAUGUUUUCUAAACUUAGCGUGAGUAGUUUGUAAGCAAAAAUUAAAAAGAAAAACAAAACUUUAACUAAUUUAUAUAGCAGAAAUUUGGAGGAAAUUUAAGUGAAAAAUUUUAGUUUUGAUUUUAUAUUCUCUAAGUGAUCGUGGAGCGAUUACAAACGUUUGUAGUUAGAGUGCUGAGUUUUUUUUUUCUUUUUGAGCUAUAAAAUUUAUUUUCUAGAAACUCUAAUAAAUGUGUUUAUGGAAACUAGAUACCAGUUUUAACUAAGCAUACUUACAAGCAUAUGUAAUUUUAAUGAAGUGAAAAAAUACAUACAUACAUAAAUAUAUAAAUAUCAUGUGAUCAUGCCACAGACAGAUGUAACAUUGCAAUAUCAGAAAGUGAAAUCUUGAUAACACAUAAAUGUAGUAGUACUUUUAGGCAAAAUAAAAAAUUUAAACAUAUAUAAAUUCAGCGCUAGAAAUGGCAUAAAAUUCAAAAUUAUAACAUAUUGGUGAAUAAUUACAUGCAUACAUAUACGUAUGUAUGUAUGUGCAUUAAAAUUAACGGUAUCAUUAUAAAAUGUGGCACAAAAAACUAUAAAUCUACUAAACACAAACGCCACGCCCUAAACCAAUCAAAUUUACGCGUUCUAAGCAAUGCCACAACACUGCAAAUACACUGAGAAAAAUCAUUUUAACGAAUGUUAUGCAAUAUUUUGAUUUUAACAAACUACAUACAUACAUAAUUAAGCCUAAAGUAGCAAUUUAAAUGGAUGAAAUUACAAAUAUUUACAUACACACAUAUAGCAUAUACGAAGUAAUUAUAAAAAAUUUGUUAUUUGCUAAAAACUUUUAUGAGCCAAGGAAAUUUACUUUCAGUUUUUUUAAGCAACAGUAAUAUGUUUUCUUUUUUUAAGAACUUGCUUAGCAGCCAAUUUUACGCUAACAAAAUAAUAAAAUUUUAUGUGGCAUUAAUCAGCGAUUCAAAAAUUUAAUAAAGAAAAAAUCAUGGAAAACUGAAAUUAUUAGCGAAUAGUGAAAAAAGUUACAUCUCUAAAUCUCAAUUGUUAAAAAUGUUACACUUAAGUUAAAAGCAUACAUACAUACAUAUACGAUAUAUGGUAUAGUAAUAAUAAUAAUAAACAUACAUAAGUACAUAUUAGUAUCCAUAGUAACCAUCUCCACUCCAAUUGAAAAAAAAAAUCGUAUCGAACAAAAUAAAAUAGAAAUUAUGUAAAUGUAAAUAAGAAUACCAAUAGGAAGUCUAUAAAAUAUGAUUUAUAUAUUUAAAUUUUGCUUUACAAAAUUCUAUAAACUAACACCGAAAUAAAAUUUAGCUAUCCAAAUAAAAAAAAAAUGGUUGACUUGCAUAUAACACUUACGCUAAACAAAAGCGUCUUACAAA
This is a messenger RNA of Rhagoletis pomonella (apple maggot), 4285 nucleotides long. RefSeq names its product ecdysone-induced protein 78C-like. NCBI's taxonomy places the organism in Eukaryota, Metazoa, Arthropoda, Insecta, Diptera, Tephritidae. Gene Ontology annotation, biological process: regulation of DNA-templated transcription. Gene Ontology annotation, molecular function: nuclear receptor activity; zinc ion binding; sequence-specific DNA binding. The transcript is spliced from 6 exons. Bases 1 to 2625 code for a protein of 874 amino acids. The record is from RefSeq and is a predicted model, not a curated record.